Messenger RNA from Ipomoea triloba (trilobed morning glory), 1545 nucleotides. RefSeq names its product replication protein A 70 kDa DNA-binding subunit-like. Bases 1 to 1545 code for a protein of 514 amino acids. The transcript is spliced from 9 exons. NCBI's taxonomy places the organism in Eukaryota, Viridiplantae, Streptophyta, Magnoliopsida, Solanales, Convolvulaceae. The record is from RefSeq and is a predicted model, not a curated record.
AUGGGUAUGUACUCUGUGGCCACCGAGUUGUCUACCUUCAAAAAGACAAGUGCAAUCAAGGCAAGGGUGAUACGUACGUAUUUGGUUCCAUUACGGAAAGGAUCCAGUGAAAUAAAAAGCAAGGAGAUCGUAUUUCAUGACUCAGAGGGCACUGUCAUACAUGCUACUAUACCAAAAUCUCUUUUAGACAAAUUCAUUAACAGUUUUGAGGAAUGCAAAGUGUAUGCUGUGAAAAAUUUCUUUGUGGUCUCUAAUUAUUUGUUCUACAAGACCAGUUUGCAUGAAUAUAUGAUGCAGUUCAACCAUGACACAAUUUGGAAAGAAAUCAGGUCAGACAAUAUCCCUUGGCACAUGUACAGACUGAAGUCCUCUCCUUCUCUGAGAGGUAACCCAUCUUUAAAUGAGAAGGAGCUUAUUGACAUUAUUGGUCGAGUGGUUGAAAUUCAUGCACCGCAACAAAAGACCUUUGGUGGUCAUAAUGCCAAACUGAUUGACUUUGUUUUGGAGGAUUCACUGGGAAAUAGGAUAAGUUGUACCUUUUGGGAUGAUUAUGUGCCUAAAAUUGAGGCAUACUAUCAAUCUGAAUUGACUGAUCCUGUUGUAGUGCUGAUCCAGUUCUGUAGGAUAAAGUAUGGUGUUAGAGACGGUGAUGUCAAAAUUUGCUCCGCAUAUGAUGUUACACAAGCUCUGUUUGACCUGGAUAGUCAGGAAUUUAAAACAUUUAGAGAAAGUCUUAGAGACCCUGAGUAUCAAACACCCAUGCGAAGCAUAGCUUCAUUGUCAAGUCUCAGUUACAACAACACUUUUGAUGAGUCCACAAGUCAUGGCAUGGAUCUGGUCACAAUAACUGAACUAUAUGGCAUGGAUAAGAUUGGUGAAUUUUGGGUGGCUGCUAAGAUUAAUGGGAUCGAGACUCCCAAUGAUUGGUUCUAUCUCUCAUGUCCGCGUAAGGGUUGUAAUAAAAAAUUAAAGGUGUCUGAAGGUGUGUUAAAAUGUUUCAAAUGUAAUACUACAUGGGAGGAUGGGGUUCUAAGGUUUAAAGUUAAGUUAAGAGUUGUUGACAUGAAGGGUAAUGCUUCUUUCAUGCUUUGGGAUCGGGAAUGCUUUGAGCUUAUAGGUAUUGCAGCAAGUGACCUACAUGAGUUGCAUAAGGAUACAACUAAGCCUCCGAAGCAGAUACAAGACUUAGUGAAUAGGUGUAUGCUUUUCAGAAUUUCAGCAAAGACGGAGCAUAUUUCAAAACUUGAUAGUGCAUUUCCUGUUUUCAAAAUUAACACUGACCAACAACUGCUAAAACAACACUGUCCUGAAAUUCUUGGCAUUCCAGAAGAAGAGGUGAACACAAAAAUGCUAAGUCUAGAAGAUGAUGAAAUCCGUGAGGGAUUUCUGAGUGAUGAGGCAGAUAGCCCCAUUGCAACUCUUCCACCUUUCAGUGGUGAAGCAGCUGAUGGGUCUGUGAAGAGGUCUUUGAUCGAUGAGUUCUCCUCAACUCAAGGGUGCAAGAAGGUUAAGCAGCAUAGGGUCAAAGUAGAGAAGAUAGACUGA